Molecule: messenger RNA, 1177 nt
Organism: Durio zibethinus
Lineage: Eukaryota; Viridiplantae; Streptophyta; Magnoliopsida; Malvales; Malvaceae
Source: RefSeq, a predicted model, not a curated record
GUGAGUUGUCAAUAAAAGGUGAUGUUUAUAGCUAUGGCAUCCUUGUGCUUGAGAUGAUUACGGUGAAAAGGCCGACUAAUGAAUGUUCAAAGAAGGUUUCAACCUUCACAACUUUGUUGUGGCAGCUUUGCCUGGACGAGUGAUUGAGAUUAUGAUCUCAUUCUUAUUGAAGAGCGAGUCAAACAAGGAAAUGACAGGCAUUUUCAAUUCUGGAAUUCAAUAUUUGAAAUAGGAGUCACUUGUUCUGCUGAAUCCCCGAGUGAGCGGAUGGACAUGAGUGAUGCUGUUACCAAGCUUUGUUCCAUUAGAGACAAGCUUCAUCCAACUCGAUUACAUCGUGAGGGCCAAACUUUAUAUGCUGCUCAAUCAGCAGGUGUCUGAAGAGCCAUAUCAAUGGACUUGGGAGGCUUUAGUGCGGCAAAGUACUGCUCGUCCUUUAUUUCACAUUGUAUCUGGUAUUUCCAGAAGUAAAACUUUUCCAACAAGAACUCGAAAUGGAGAAGAGAAAAAUAAAGAGCAAGUUUGUCCACCUAUUGUUGGUGUAUGUAAUUUGUAUGAAUUUCCUUUUCUUGUGGAUUACCAUCAAAUCAGAAUUCAGCAUAAUGCAAAUAAACUGUUCUGCAACACCUUUUUCCGCAAGUUAAUAUAAAUUUUUUUUUUUAUUUUUAAAAAAAGACAAUUAAAUCAAUCCAUUUAGUUGAAAAAAUAAGGUAAGUAACAUUUCCCCUUGAUAAACUAGUUAGAUAAAGUGACACCAAUAUUAAUACUACCUAGCUUACAAAUAUUGAUGCUGGAAAUUCAACAUUGUCUAUGUGCAUGUUGAGAUAGAACCAUAACCGUUUCCUUGUUCUGAAUAUCACCACUGCAUCAAUGUUUAAUUCUUCAUACCACCAUUACCUUUGUCCUUUCAUUCUUCGUGUCGUAAAUUAUUGGACAGAUCAAUGAAAAAAGCUUCAUAAGGAAUUUCCAUAAGAGGAAAAUUUUAAUCUUGAAAGAUAUAGGACACUCUCGCGCCAUAAAUCAUGUCUCAGAGAACACACUUACGGAAAACUAAAGGCAUAUUUGAAGGCAUAAGUAAAGAUGUUGAAAAGCAUAAAACCAGCUCAAAGCCUCAAAGUUUAAGUAAAGAUGAUGAAAAGCAUAAUAUCAAUAUUUCCGCAUACAACUUUAGCACCUA